This is a messenger RNA of Sphenostylis stenocarpa, 177 nucleotides long. The record is from the annotation of a GenBank genome assembly. NCBI's taxonomy places the organism in Eukaryota, Viridiplantae, Streptophyta, Magnoliopsida, Fabales, Fabaceae.
AUGGAAGGUUGGUUGGCAGACCCAAUUGUGAGUUGUUUGUUUGAAGGGAAAACGACGGGCAUUAAAGAAGUGGGGUCUGCGUUAGAAAUUGGAGGAGGGUGGGUGCAUUAUCAUCUUCCAUCCCUUUCCGCACUCUACCACCACAUCAUCACUUUCAGCUUGAGGUAUGUUGGGUGA